Messenger RNA from Colletotrichum tamarilloi, 1290 nucleotides. RefSeq lists its product as uncharacterized. NCBI's taxonomy places the organism in Eukaryota, Fungi, Ascomycota, Sordariomycetes, Glomerellales, Glomerellaceae. Gene Ontology annotation, biological process: mitotic spindle organization. The record is from RefSeq and is a predicted model, not a curated record. Bases 1 to 1290 code for a protein of 429 amino acids. The transcript is spliced from 3 exons. Gene Ontology annotation, cellular component: cytoplasm; dynactin complex.
AUGGCGUUGAAUCGGAAAUACGCAGCAUUACCAGACCUUGACUCGGCCCCGGACGUGUACGAGACGCCAGAGCUGACAGACGAUACCUCCACUGUUCCUACGACAACCGGACAAUCGCAUUCGGAUGACGAUUUCGACGACGACCUCGACGAUGACGCCAACGGCAUUUCAAGGUCCCGACUUCGGGUAGAUGAAGCACGAUCUCGCUUCCUUCCGGCGGGCGUGGACGCCACAGGGGUCGACUUUUCCGAUCGAGUAGACGGCAAGCGCAAAUCGUACAAGGCAUCAACGCGACGCCAGCGUUUCCUGCAGGAUGGUACGGAGCAAUUCGGCGAUCUUAGUGAUGAGGACGAUGAGGACAGCCUGGAACGCAAGAUAGCGCGGCUGCAACGAGAAGUAGAGGAAGCCAAGGAGGAAUACGGGAAGAGGAAGGAGGCUGCAGCAAAAUCUACGACAGGAGACCAUGACGAGAAUUUAGGGUCUCUCAGCAAGGUCCUGGACGAGAUCUCCAAAACUCUGGAACCGCAUACGAGCGCUUCUCGCGCACCUCAGCCAGUGUCUCAAUCAUCUGGGCCAUCUAAGAAUGAAUCGCAAGACUUGGUGGCACCGGGGAACUCUGCGACCUACACAGUAACGUAUGCUCCUACCUACGAACAGAGUCACGCUCUCGCCACCGCCGCGGACUUUGACCGACGACUGGCCCUCCUUGAGAAGGCAAUCGGAGUAGGAUCAACCGCCCUGCCGGAAGUCGACAUCAAUGGUCUGCCCAGAGCCAUUCUUCCCACGCUUGAUGGGCUUCAGAAGCAGAUUACGACUCUGUCGCAGGCGUCAACAUCGAAUCUGGAUUCAAUCAGCCGUCGAGUCCGUACCCUCAUCCAAGAAGCUCAGGAGCUGGAAAAGGCACGCCAGGGGGCUAAAUCUGCGCAAGAAACCCUCGGCAAUGGUACGGCUCCUAGCGAGGAUGCCCCGGCUCCCGAGCAGCUGGCAAAGAUUAACGCUCUUUAUGGGACUUUGCCGACCAUUGAGAACCUCGCUCCUCUCUUACCACCAUUGCUUGACCGCCUGAGGUCCCUCCGCGCAAUACACUCUGACGCUGCCACUGCUGGCGAAAUGCUUGGCAGAAUUGAAAAGCAACAAACCGAUAUGGCGACGGACCUUAAGCAAUGGAAGGACGGUUUGGAAAAGGUUGAGGAGGCGAUGAAGGAGGGUGGCACUGCCAUGACCGGAAACAUGAAGGUGAUGGAGGCAUGGGUAAAGGACUUGGAGGGACGCAUUGCGAAGUUGCCAUAA